UAUGAAUGUGCAAUUCAUGUAAUUUUGAAUUACAUGUGUGUUCAUGUUUAACUUAACCUCUCUCUAGUAUUCUAAUCCAGAUUUGUUCGUGUUUUCCACAUUGUUUUGCGCUGAAAUUCUUAAAAACGAAUUUAUCGCACAAUGGCUGAUGUUAAUUUGCAAAAUGCCUUCGGCUCCAACUUGAAAAUUGGGUUUAUUGGAGGUGGCAAUAUGGCAAAAGCAAUUUGUGAGGGAAUAGUCAGAGCAGGACUUGUAACUUAUGACAACAUAUGUGUCUCUGGGCCACAUCUUGAGAAUCUCAAAGAUUGGCAGUCUAGGGGAGCAACCAUAACAAGCAAUAAUGGACAAGUUGCUGAAUGGGCUGAAGUUAUUUUUCUCUCUAUCAAACCACACAUCCUGCCUGCAGCAGUUGCUAACAUUUAUGACACUGGUGAUGUCAGCAAGAUAUCCAACAAGUUAUUUGUCAGCAUUUUAGCUGGUGUUAAACUUGAAUCCUUAGAAAAUAUUUUGAAAGAUUUUGAAGGAGCAAGAAUUAUUAGAGUUAUGCCAAACACUCCAAUGAUGGUAGGAGCAGGCUGUACAGUAUAUUGUCCUAGUUCAAAAGCCACCAAUACUGAUCAGGAGAUUGUCAAGAAGAUUCUUGAAGUUUCAGGGGUAUGCAAACUGGUACCAGAGAGUAUGAUUGAUGCAAGUGGGGCUUUGGCAGGAAGUGGACCAGCUUAUGUCUAUUUAAUGAUUGAAGCAAUGUCUGAUGGAGCAGUCCGCAUGGGAGUACCACGUGCAAUGGCGACCGAAUUCGCAGCGCAAACUGUCCUAGGCGCAGCCAAAAUGGUCCUAACCACUGGCAAACAUCCGGGACAACUAAAAGACGAAGUUUGCUCUCCGGGUGGUACAACUAUCACAGGCAUACAUGCUCUGGAACAAGGAGGAGUACGCGCUGCCAUUAUGAAUGCAAUCGAAGCUGCCGCUAAUAAAUCCGCAGAAUUGGGCAGGAAACACUAAUAUCUCUAACAAAAAAAUACUUAUCAUACUAAAUUGUGAGCUUUGAUAUUAUCUGUUGAUAUUUAUUAGUGCUGUUGUUCAAAAAUAAAAUAAAUGUCGUUAAUUGGGGACAA
Molecule: messenger RNA, 1115 nt
Organism: Dalotia coriaria
Lineage: Eukaryota; Metazoa; Arthropoda; Insecta; Coleoptera; Staphylinidae
Product: pyrroline-5-carboxylate reductase 3-like
Exons: 4
Coding region: 142-1002 (286 amino acids)
Biological process (GO): L-proline biosynthetic process
Molecular function (GO): pyrroline-5-carboxylate reductase activity
Source: RefSeq, a predicted model, not a curated record